Messenger RNA from Mytilus trossulus (common blue mussel), 3344 nucleotides. Its product is annotated as growth hormone secretagogue receptor type 1-like. Bases 572 to 1750 code for a protein of 392 amino acids. Gene Ontology annotation, cellular component: plasma membrane. Lineage: Eukaryota; Metazoa; Mollusca; Bivalvia; Mytilida; Mytilidae. Gene Ontology annotation, biological process: neuropeptide signaling pathway. The record is from RefSeq and is a predicted model, not a curated record. The transcript has 2 exons. Gene Ontology annotation, molecular function: neuropeptide receptor activity.
AUAAAAAGUCCAAGUACGUUCCGGUAUACUUCAUAGAUUUAAUGCUAGAACUAAGAACUGUCACCUAUGUGCAUUAUGUGUAAAACUUGGAAAGUUAAAAAAAGUAAGGAUAAUUUUCACGAGACCUUGAAUUGAUUACAAGUCAACGGAAUAGUUUUCGAAUUAGGAGAAUAAUAAGAGUAUUCAGUUUACUUUUUUCGUCUCAACGCUCAAAGCAUAUAAAAAGCUACUAUUUAUAAAUCGUAUUUAUGUUUGAUAGUAAAUUGCCAUACAGAUGGUGUUGAUAUUGACAGAUAUGAAAGAUUGAUCCAGCUUACCGCUUCAUUCAUCUUUAUCACGGCUGUGACAUUGUGGUUUUUUGUGACAAGUAUUACGUCGCUACCUCUGGUUUUAUUUUGAUUGUUUGUUUGAAGUUAAUAUUUACAGUAUUAGGAGGUAUGAAAAUUACAAAAGAAUAUCACCGUUGACAAUAUUUUAUAUGCAUUUUUGGUUAAGUGGUGAAAAGAUAUUUGAACACAUAAACAUACAUCAACUAGUAAUUUUUGUAUCUAAUACGUAAACAGUUAUCAGUAUGUUGAACGAAGUUAUGUUGCUAGAAGAACUGAAUUACGAAGAAGCGAAGCAAUAUGUUGGUGGAGUUAUAUUUGUUACAAUAAUCAUGAUUAUUGGAUUAAUCGGAAACCUGCACGUGCUUUUUGUCUAUACAUUCCGCAUGAAACCUUCAAAUCAUCGAAUAUUCAUUUUAUCAUUAGCUGUGUUAGAUAUGAUAACUUGUAUCGUCGGUAUGCCUUUCAUCAUUGUUGAUCUGAGAAAUCCGUUGACAUUCACGAUGGUAUCAGCCUGCAAAGUCCUACGAUUCGUCAACUAUUUCAUCUGUAUAUCAUCAGCCUUGAUCUUAACGGUCAUUGCUAUAGACAGAUACCGAAAGAUAUGUGUUCCUCUUGGUAGGCAGAUUUCAAGACGAAUAGCGAAAGUUUUGAUCUUGGUUUGUCUUGGAACAUCUAUGGUUCUAUCCUGGCCAGCACCAGUACUGUAUGGACAUAGUUCCAUUAAUACAACGAAUCCAAACAUUACAGGAGUCCGAUGCUUUACUGAAGAUCAAUUCAAAACUACUAAAUUCCAAGCAUAUUUCAACGCAGUUUUAAUUUUAGUUGUAUUUGGGGUAUUUGGAAUACUAUUGGUGAUGUACAGUCUUAUUGGAAGGGUUAUAUCUAAACACACGACAUUUAAAAGUUCAGUUCCAGGUGCAACAAGUUCAGAUUCUUCUAAAACUAAAAUAACAGUUUCAACAGAUGCCAGUUCUGAAGACAAACCUGUUUUUAAAGGAGAAAAUAUCACGAAAAACAUCAAAAUAGCCAAUUUUAAGGAAAAAGUAAUGAUAGAACUUCCAAUGGCUUCAACAGAUUCUUCAUCAAGUGUCGGCACCAAUCAUACACAUGUUAAAGCUAAAACGAAGAAACAUGAAAAGACUAAGUUUGAUAGGGCAAAACGAACUACGUUUAUGUUUUUUCUCAUCACUGCAUUUUUCUUUAUAAGUUAUUUCCCUCAUUUAACUCUGAAAAUCUUAGCAUUUGUUAAAACAGGGUUUGUGUCUAAUAUGUCCUUCAGUGGGAAAGUACUUUACAAUACUUUCGUUUGGUGCUUCUUUAUCAAUAAUAUGUCAAAUUGUUUUGUUUACGGAUUUUGUGACACUCGAUUUAGAACAGAGGUGAAGAAAAUAUACAACACACUUUUUUGUAGAAAGAGAUAGAAGAAAUCAGACGUUGGUAUUGAAGAAACUUUUGUGACCUAUUAAAACUUUAUUAAAGUUUUUAAUUGUCUAGUAUAAAUUUGAUAAUACUUGUUUUGAAAAGUGAAUAUUGUCAAUGUCUGCUGUAAAUGCUUUACUGUUUUUCACCAAGUACAUUGAUAAAAAAUCACCAUUUAGAUCAAUUGUUUUUACAGCAAAAGAGAUAUAAAAACAACUGGGUACAAAAAAAAACCACAGAAGACACUGGCAGACACUGCACAAUUUUUAUACCAUAUUGCCCUAGAUCAUUUGAAAAUCUAAUUUGGGAAAUAUUAACAAUUUCAUUUAUAUAAAAACAAAGAGAUUUUGAAUGAUAGCAAAUGAGACAUCUAUCCACAAGAGUCCAAAUAACGAAUAUAAAAGUUAUUCUAUGACACCGCACGGUCUUCAACAAUGAGAACAGUAUAUCGUAAAGUCAGCUAUUAUGGACUCGACUCGUAUCAUGAGGAACAAUUCAAACGAGAAAUUGAUUGUCGAAUUCAUACAAUAUAGUUUACUCCAAAUAGAUAUGACAGACAUGAAUCACCAACAUCCACUGAAUAACAGACUCCUGACUUGGGAAAGGUAAUAAAUAAAGUGGCGGAUAACAUGUUUGUGGGUGCUAACCUCCCAACCUACCCCUAAAAACUGGGACAGUGAUUUUGCAGCACAAUAUUAGAAUAAACUGUUCAAACUUAUUUGCAGAUGCCAAACCCAAUCGACCAGUACGAAACCCUCAUACAUAAAAACAAAAGACACAAAGUAAAGAUUUGAAUGAACUCCUAGUUAUCGAAAGCUAUUUCAAAGUUCAAUAUAUCUAAUAGAUAAAACAUUUUGUAUCAAACUAGAGUAUCAUUUAGUACACAUCAUCCAAAUUUAGUAAAAAGGAGAUUCUGUCAACUCCUUUAGCUUGGCAUUGCACACAAUCAUCUAUUUCUCUGACAAUUUAUUACGUCUUUAUCCUUAAUCCAUUGGAUGUUGGAUGUGUACUGAUUGAUAACUUAGUCUUAGAUGCAUGACUUUUUUUAUAUUAUUUGUUUUUGGUUUGAACUCGCUGUCCGCAACUACAAUUACUCUCAAACUGUUGUUGGGAUGUACAAGUACCCGGUCACGUUUGCUUUUGUUUUAUGUAUAUCUAAAGAGUUAAGCCUUUUUAAAAUGAUUUUUAUAGUUCAUUCUUGUGAUGAACUGUUACACCAUUGUCCUAGGUUAGUUGAUGGUUAGGAUACCGAUAAAGGUUCAACUCAGUCACAUUCUGUAUGUAUGUGCCUGUCCAAAGACAGGAGCCUGUAAUGCAGUGGUUGUCGUUGGUUGCUGUGUUACAUAUUUGUUCUUUGUUAAUAUCUUUGUACAUUAAUAAGGCUAUUAGUCUUCUCGGUUUUUACAUUUGUGAUAUCGGGGCCUUUAAUGACUAUGCGGUAUGGGCUAUGCUCAUUGUUGAAGUUUGUACAGUGACCUAUAGCUGUUAAUACCUGUGUCAUUUGGUCUCUUGUGGAGAGUUGUCACAUUGGCUAUAAUAACACAUUUUCUUCUUUUAUAUAUAUAUAAACAGUUUAAUAAAAGCGCUCUUCCUUUA